GAUAAUGUUCAUUAAAAGAGGGCGUAUGCAUACAGAUUACACGUGGCGUGUCAUGAGUCAUGUCUCAUGACAAUCCACAAGACUAAUCAAAGCUUCAGAGAGAGAGUUCUUCAAGUUGAAGUUCAACAGUACACUAGUUAAUUGAGGAACAGCAGUGAACAGAAGAAGAAGAGUGUCCAAAGAUGUUUUGUAAAUGUGGUGAACGGUUUGUUGGAAUGUUUUGCCAUGGCUGCGGGUCGAAAGCUGUGGAUAAAAAACCUCCACAAAUAUCUACGAGUAGGUCAGUUUUACCUCCACAUAUAUUGAAUGUGAUUCAUGAGAGGAAGAGGGCAAUACAAAACUCACAAAGAUAUAGAGAUGAUGUGUUUCGAUUACAAAAUCCAAGUGCUACCAUUGGAAUGCGAAAUCUGAACCUUGUAUCUUCUGAUGCAGCACAAGACGCUCUAAAUAGAUUAAUGGAAAGGCGGGAGAAAGAUAUUAACCAGAAAAAAGGGGAAAAGACUGUGAAAGUGAAAGUUGAAGAUGAGGUUAAAAAGACUGAUACAAGCAAACGAACCAUACAUGUUCAUUUGGUUACAAAGAAAGGCGAAGACAUCAAGCCUAAGAUCAUACAGUUCUCACAAGCCCACAAGUUCAUAAUUCUUCAGGCAGAUGAGUCUGAAACAAGUGAGGAAUGGGUAGCGAUGAUCAACUCACUUAUACCAGGAAUAGAUUUCUCUAUUGUAACACAUGACUCCAAUGGAGUUCUGAGUCAAAAGACUUCAGGAGGUUAUAUAUCAGAACAACUGCAAAAGACAGGUGUAGAACCACCAACAGCUACUUCUACAUCAAGCAUAACUUCAAAGGUGUCCGCCUCAGCAAUGUCUCCUCCAAAGUGUCCAAAAGCUGGAACUUCUACAUCUACAUCUGGAGAUGAAAUUGUUUCCAUGGACCCAGAGUUUAAAGACCCAUAUGAAGUAAGCAGUGAUGAUGAUUUUUUGGAAGACCCAGAAAUAGCAUUUGUUUUAGACAGUCAGAGUGCUGUUGUAAAAAAGGAGAUGCAAACGCCUGUUCUAAAGAGGAAAUUAAAAGAUGACCUUCCUGACAUUCAAGUGACAAAGAGAAGAACACUCGAAUCACCUAACACAAAACAAAGAAAGGAUGCACCUAGCAGUGAUACAAAGAAUACAAAAGUCAAGCACAGAAAGCAAAUAUCAACAGAACGGUACUUGGAAAUCAUAAAGUCACCAGGAAAGCAUUAUAUACAUAUCAUCAUGAAUGAUAUGGCAACAAAAUUACUCGUGCCAGUCAUGUUGACCUUAGAAGAUCUUCACCAUGUGGUAUGCUCUCAAGAGGGGGUGCCUCAAAGCUACGAACUAUUCGACCUUGAUGAUCAGGUUUUGAAAGAACCAAUACUAGUAACAGACGUUAUUAUUGUGAAGGCUCAAGACACUGGAACUGUAACCAACUAUGAGUAACACUGCAAAAUAGGACUAUACUUAAUACCUCAUGCACUCCAUAACAUGUAUAUCCUAUGGAUAAUAAAGUUAGAUUACACACUUA
Owenia fusiformis is the source of this 1542-nucleotide messenger RNA. The record is from the annotation of a GenBank genome assembly. Lineage: Eukaryota; Metazoa; Annelida; Polychaeta; Sabellida; Oweniidae.